UAACAUCAGGAAGUCACAGAGGAAUAGGAGGGAUCAGGAUCGAAAUAAACUUGUGAGUCGACUCAAUCCAAAGCAAACCCUCGCAAGUUUUUUAUGGCGGCCUCUUCUUCUUCACUUUCUUCCUCCGACGUAUCCUCUCCUCACCGUCGUCGGCGUCAUCACCGCCACCGCCGAGACCGCGACAAGGACUCCCUCAAGAUCCGAAAGAAGACCAAGUCUCAGUCCCGCGGUAAACGGCGUCGUAGGCAUCACCACCACUCUUCCAAUUCCGAUUCCGAUUCCGAUUCUCAUUCAUCAUCUUCUGUCUCCGAUUACUCUAGAAGUGAGAGUUCUUCUGAUAGUGAGCGUGAAGCAUCUCACCGUUCAAAGAGGCACAAAAGGAGUGACAGGCCAAAGAAGAAUAAGGAAAAGGAUAGAAGUAAAAGCCACCAUCAUAAGCGGCAGAAGCAUAAAGAAAAAGAGAAGCAGCAUGAUGAGAGGAGAAGCAGCCCUGUGCAGCUUUCCAAGUUUUUAGGACGUGACAAGGAUGAUGGUGUACGUCGGAGUGCUGUAUCUGGCAAGAAGAUUCUUCUGAAACUCGAAAAAUCGAAGGAAGAUAAAGUGGCCGAAAGCAAGAGAAAUGAACUGCUGAACUUUUUAAACGCUAGUUUUGAUUAGUGGGUACAAGCAAAUCUGCAAAGAACCAAAUUUACUUACAUGGGUUAUAUCUUUAUAUUGUGCUUACCAUUGAGAUACAUGUAUGGUUGCCGUUCAGAUGAGGGGUUUUCGACCCAGCAUAUUCCAUACAUGUAUGGUAUUUUGAGAUUGGAGAAUCAUUGUGCUAUUUGGCAACAUAGUUUUUUCUUGUAUUGUUUAUUUGUUUUGGGCACAUAUGACUGAAUUAUUGAAAUUUGUUCCCCUCUUUGUUUUUCCCCAAUGAGCGUUCUUAGAAUAGGUUUGGAUCGAAUUGAAUCAA
Vigna radiata var. radiata (mung bean) is the source of this 955-nucleotide messenger RNA. Its product is annotated as splicing regulatory glutamine/lysine-rich protein 1. NCBI's taxonomy places the organism in Eukaryota, Viridiplantae, Streptophyta, Magnoliopsida, Fabales, Fabaceae. The record is from RefSeq and is a predicted model, not a curated record. The transcript is spliced from 6 exons. The coding region runs from base 94 to 657 and encodes 187 amino acids.